Messenger RNA from Chionomys nivalis (European snow vole), 1308 nucleotides. RefSeq names its product WD repeat domain phosphoinositide-interacting protein 1-like. Lineage: Eukaryota; Metazoa; Chordata; Mammalia; Rodentia; Cricetidae. Gene Ontology annotation, biological process: protein lipidation; nucleophagy; autophagy of mitochondrion. The record is from RefSeq and is a predicted model, not a curated record. Gene Ontology annotation, cellular component: cytosol; extrinsic component of membrane; phagophore assembly site membrane. Gene Ontology annotation, molecular function: protein binding; phosphatidylinositol-3-phosphate binding; phosphatidylinositol-3,5-bisphosphate binding.
AUGGAGGCCGAAGCCGCAGAUGCCCCUCCGGGUCGGGUGGAGGCGGCGCUCAGCUGCUUCUCUUUCAAUCAAGACUGCACAUCCCUAGCAAUUGGAACUAAGGCCGGUUACAAGCUGUUUUCUUUGAGUUUCAUGGAGCAACUUGACCAAGUCCAUGGAAGCAAUGAAAUUCCCGAUGUGUACAUUGUGGAACGCCUCUUCUCCAGCAGCCUGGUGGUGGUGGUCAGUCACACGAAGUCUCGGCAGAUGAAUGUGUACCACUUCAAGAAAGGCACUGAGAUCUGUAAUUACAGCUACUCCAGCAACAUUUUGUCCAUAUGGUUGAACCGGCAGAGGCUGCUGGUCUGCCUGGAAGAAUCCAUCUAUAUCCACAACAUUAAAGAUAUGAAGCUGUUGAACACCCUCCUGGACAUCCCCUCAAACCCAACAGGUCUCUGUGCCCUCUCUAUCAACCAUUCCAACUCCUACCUGGCCUAUCCUGGAAGCCAGACUACAGGCGAGAUUGUUCUCUAUGAUGGAAAUUCCCUGAAAACAGUGUGCACCAUCGCUGCCCACGAGGGAACGCUGGCCGCCAUCACCUUCAACUCCUCAGGCUCCAAGCUAGCAAGUGCAUCUGAGAAAGGCACCGUCAUUCGCGUGUUCUCUGUACCUGAUGGGCAAAAACUGUAUGAGUUUCGUCGAGGAAUGAAAAGGUACGUGACAAUCAGCUCUCUGGUGUUCAGUAUGGACUCGCAGUUCCUGUGUGCCUCCAGCAACACAGAGACCAUGCACAUCUUCAAGCUGGAACCUGACAGCCGCCCAGAAGAGCCUUCCACCUGGAGCGGCUACAUGGGAAAGAUGUUCAUGGCAGCUACAAACUACCUCCCCGCCCAGGUGUCAGACAUGAUGAACCAGGACAGGGCUUUUGCCACGGGAUGCCUGAACUUCUCUGGGCAGAAGAACAUCUGUACCCUGUCCACGAUCCAGAAACUGCCGCGGCUGCUAGUGGCCUCCUCCGAUGGACACCUUUACAUCUACAAUGGGGAUCCUCAGGAUGGAGGGGAAUGCAUCUUAAUCAAAACCCACAGUUUGCUCAGCUCAGGAAUAGCAGACGAAAACAAAGAAAACGACCUCAAAACUUCUUUACCUCCAUCUUACGCAGCAACUGUAGCAAGGCCCAGCACAUCUGCAGGCUCCACUGUGCCAGGUUACUCUGAGGAUGGUGGGGCGCUGCGCGGAGAAGUUAUUCCGGAACACGAGUUUGCCACGGGACCAGUGUGUCUUGACGACGAGAAUGAGUUUCCCCCUGUGAGCAUUCGGAAUCCUUAA